Moneuplotes crassus is the source of this 2031-nucleotide messenger RNA. The record is from the annotation of a GenBank genome assembly. Lineage: Eukaryota; Ciliophora; Spirotrichea; Euplotida; Euplotidae.
CAAAUUGUAAUAUUUAUUCAAUAUGAGUAAGAAGAACAACAGAGACCCCCCGAAGCAGCACCCAGAACGCAUCUUCCGUAUUGACAGAACCACGCGUGAUAGAAGGAGGCCUAAAGAAGACUCCUCCGAUAGGAGUAGCUCCUGUAAAAGUGGGGCAAGGAAUUUUGAGUUUUUAGACAGAAGCAAUGGAGGUAGAAAUUUUAGAGAACAAGCAGCCUCCUCCUUUAUGAAAAGGGCAUAUGAAGAGGACAAGCAUGAACAUCAUUGGAGAUAUCUAGGAAGAAGCUCGCGGUUUUCAUACUCAGAAUGUGACAAUUAUUCAGACGAGGAACAAAUUAACUUUUACGGUCAAAAUGAUUUUGAAGAUAAUCUUCAGAACCCAUAUUUCCGACGUGAAAGAUACUAUUCCGAAGAUGAGCUUGAUGAAUUCCCGAUAGAAAUAGAUUAUGCUGAUUACGAUUUUGAAGACGAAAUUGGGCAGGAAGCUCAGAAGGAAGAAGCUGCUCCAAUCUGAUGAAGUCAGAAGAAAGGUUUCAAAAACGAGGAAUUCAUGGGUGAUUUGAGCACAAUUGAUGGCCUCUCUAUCUUCGGAGAAGACCUCGACCUCAACAUGCAAAGAGCAUAUAGUAAUGAUCAGAACAGGAACCAGCCCCAAGAAGAGACCAAGGAAAAUAACUGGGAUGACAAUUUCAGCCAAUGAGAGUUCUUUGAAAAUAAUGAUAAAGAUCUUGAAGAGGAGAAACUCCCCAAACUUGAAGAAGAUAAAGAUUAUUUCAUAGAGCCCCAAUUCAUAAAAACCAGCUCUUAUCCUAUAUGUGGAAGUAUCCAGGGCAGAAACUUUAACAGAGAUUACGAUCAGAAUCUUAGUUCAUGGAAGUCAGUCAUGAACGAAUCUAUUGACUUAGUGAACAAUCAAAAUGAAUUUGAUGAGUUAUAAAAUUCUUGCAUUUCAAAGAUAAUACACCACCAAAGGGGUUGAAAGAGAGUAUGCCUUCGUGAAAUAUGCCAAAAAGAAAGAUCAGUUAUCAUGGUUGAGACUCUACUCUUCUCACUCCAUCUAUGUUUGAUAAGGAUCCUGAAGUUGUAACUAGAAAGGGAUCAUUCCAAGGAGAUUUCUGACAAAGUGAGCAUAUUUCUAGAUGAUCACAAAUAGGCAUGGUUUCGUAUUGUGUAGACCAUAGUUGAAAUUCCCCUCUUAAACCUUGCUUACCUUCAAUUAAAACUACUGAGAAAGAUACCAAGAAAGGUUCCAAUAAGGACUGAAGCUUGAAAGCUCCAAGCUCAGUGUUGACAAAAGAUGAAGCUGCUACAAAUGAUGCACAAAUUAUAGAUAUUUCCAACCUCGAGGAACCUUUAAGUUUGAGCCCAGCUCCAUCCCCAAAGUUACCGAAAAGAAGGACCAAACCAAAGACUACGGAAUCUUAUUACUUGCUCCAGCGCAAGACAUUUAGAAUGAUGAAGAAAUUCUUCAAAGAUCAAUUCGAUGCCUAUGUAAAAUAAAUACAACUUCAAGCGUAAAAUCAAACAGCUGUCUCGUGAAGAACUUGAUCGCUAUUUUUAUGAGUGCAUUGAACAAGAACCCAUCUUCGAUUCUUACUCAGAGCCACUGACACAUGGUGUCAGUAAGAUUCUGGUGGAAUCCCUCCAGCUGCUUAUUCUCAAUGAUCGCUAUAAAUAAGAAAGAAAAUGCAACUAAAGGAAUGGACUUCACGGUUUCUAGAAAUCUGAUUAAUAACUAUACUCAGAAGAGUUUGAAUGCUUUCUUAAUGUCAAAAGGCAACUGCCUUUUGACCUUAGUUUAUCUCAAAUAAUGCUUGCUACAUCACCCACAGCUCUCCUCUCCAAAUCCCCCAAAACCAAUGCCACCUCCAGUCAGAUGUGGACCCUUCCAAACUUCUGCAAGAAAUGACCUAUCUCCACUCCCUCACUGCUGAACAAUACGCCCAAUUCCCUGCGUGACCCAGUCUUCCUUCAGAGCAAGACAUCGUCCUUGAUUAACAAUAUGUUAAGAUUUGUAAAAACCGUACCUGU